Messenger RNA from Drosophila biarmipes, 1747 nucleotides. RefSeq names its product NADH-quinone oxidoreductase subunit D (gene ND-49L). Lineage: Eukaryota; Metazoa; Arthropoda; Insecta; Diptera; Drosophilidae. The record is from RefSeq and is a predicted model, not a curated record. The transcript is spliced from 2 exons. Gene Ontology annotation, molecular function: NADH dehydrogenase (ubiquinone) activity; quinone binding; NAD binding. The coding region runs from base 95 to 1669 and encodes 524 amino acids. Gene Ontology annotation, biological process: mitochondrial electron transport, NADH to ubiquinone.
GAACUAAGCAUCUCAGAGAAUUAUUAGAUUGGAUUUUUAAUUUUUCAAACAAGUUAAAUAAAGACCAAUUCUUUUUUCAUACUUAUAAACAAUCAUGUCUGGUGGAAUGGCUGGACUACGCAAACUGGCGGACAAGCUCUUCACUCCCAACGAAAUUCGUCGUUUUCAGGCGUACAAAAACCGUUUCAGUGAGAAGUAUCUCAGUGUGGAGGGCUUAAAGUCGAACUUCAAGAAAGCGCGUUUCGAAAAACUCUUCAAUCGCCGUAUGUUUUCAUCGAACAAAGAGGCUUGCCACGAGGAGCCAAAAGCCAAGAAGGAGUGCGACCCCAGUUGGGAUGAGGUUUAUCCCCCGGGUCCACCUUACGAGCCAUACGAUUCACAUUUCUGGUACCCGGACCCCGAGUUUUUGAACAAACAGCAAUAUGUGGUGCUGUUUCCCGAAGGUGAUGAGUGGAAGAGGCGACCAAACUUCACGGGAAAAAAGAUUCCACCCGUUGAUCGCACCUUUCGCACCAAGUUCAUCAACUUUGGACCCGCGCACCCAGCGGCCCAUGGUGUUUUACGCAUGAUCCUCGAGCUGGAUAACGAAACGGUCCUAAAUGCUGAUCCCCACAUUGGUUUAUUGCAUCGCGGCACUGAGAAACUGAUCGAAUACAAAACCUACACACAGGCUCUGCCCUAUUUCGAUCGUUUGGACUAUGUUUCCUGCAUGGCCAACGAGCUGGCCUAUGCCUUGGCAGUGGAGAAGCUACUAAAUGUGGAGGUUCCCCGUCGGGCCAAGUAUAUAAGGACCAUGUUCUCGGAGAUCAUGAGGCUUACCAACCACACCAUGGCCAUAGCCUCCUCCGUUCUGGACUGUGGUGCCAUAACCCCUCUAUUUUGGUUGUUCGAGGAGCGCGAGAAGUUGUAUGAGUUUUCGGAAAGGGCUUCAGGAGCCCGUCUGCAUGCCGCCUACAUACGUCCAGGGGGCGUGGCCGCUGAUAUACCACUGGGAUUCCUCCACGAUCUCUAUCAGUUUAUCAACCAAUUCAGCGAUCGAUUGGAUGAGGUGGAGGAUGUCGUCACCGACAAUCGCAUCUGGCGUAUGCGUAAUAUUGGCAUUGGCGUUAUCUCAGCUCACGAUGCCUUGAACUAUGGCUGCACCGGACCCGUUCUCCGGGCCACUGGCAUCAAGUGGGAUCUACGCAAGCAGCAGCCCUACGAUGCCUACGAUGAGAUCGAUUUCGAUGUGGCUGUGGGAUCGAAUGGCGAUUGCUAUGAUCGCUACCUGGUGCGCAUGCGGGAAAUGCGCGAAUCGGUGAAUAUCAUCAAACAGUGCAUAGAUUGUAUGCCACCGGGUGAGAUUAAGGUGGAUGACCUCAAGAUCUCGCCCCCGCAAAGGCGCAAGAUGAAGGAGGGCAUGGAGGACCUGAUCCAUCACUUCAAGCACUUCUCGCAGGGCUUCUAUGUGCCACCGGGUGCUACCUACACUGCCGUGGAGUCUCCAAAGGGAGAAUUUGGCGUGUAUCUCAUUUCCGAUGGGUCAACGCGUCCAUAUCGCUGUAAGAUUCGUCCAGCGUCCUAUGCUCACCUAGCACUCAUGGCCAAAUUGGCACCCGCCCACUUUCUGGCCGACAUUGUAGCCAUUAUCGGAUCGCUGGAUAUAGUCUUUGGUGAAAUCGAUCGUUAAGCGGGGUUUUGCAAAUUAAUAUUAUUUUUAUUGUAUAACCUUUCGUGUGCAUCAACAAUAAACAAAGAGUACAUUGUA